AUGCUUUCACUUUUGUUUUUGUUGUUUUGUUCUAGUUGGCGUUGCCUUGUGCUGAACAGGGGGGAUACGGUGUUCAUCCCUGAGGAGGCAGAGGAGACGUUGUGCUGCCGUCGUCUUGAGCUCCGUGUGACGAUGGAUGUGGCCCCACGUGCAAGGGGCGCAGCGGCGAGCAGCAGCGCAGGCUCCGACCUUAGAGAGCUCAACGAGGCGAAGGUGGCGAAUAUUCUUUCCUAUCUGGACGAGGCUGUCGCGACACGGCCGCGCUUGGCCGCGUCCCUCACCCCACAUGAGGAGAUGCUGCCUGAUUCGUAUGCUUCCGAGGGCAUCUCGCUUGCCCCAUCGACAUUGCUAAACCAGUUGUCGCACAACAAGCUUACUUCCGCCGCACUGCCACAGAAUCCGCCUUCACAGCGGCAGCAACAACAACAACAACAGUUACUAUCGAGUGCCUCCGCUUCUUGUCUCACGUCGUAUGUGAUUGGUGGGUCGCUUGAUCCCUACGUUGGCGUUUACCACGGCAUCAAAGCCAAAAUAGAAGCGUUGCGGUUCAGCAACGAUGAGCUUCGGGCGGAGAAUGAGGAGCUGAAGGCGCGGCUGGGCGUGGCGCGUCAGCGGGAAGCGGAACAUGUGGAGAAGGUGCAGGCUGCCAAUCGCACCGAGCUGCAGUCGCUGCGCAACGGGUUGCGCGAGUCGGAGGAGGAGCAUCGCCGGGUGAUGCAAGGCCUGCAGCGGGAAAAGACACAGCUCACUAAGGCAGUAGAGUCGCUCACAACGCAGCUGAGGCAGGAAAUGUUGAGGCGGGAGGAGGAGGUGGCAAGGUUGGAGUCCGCCAACGCGGCUGCCAUCGCUCAGCUGAAGACCCGGUGGCAGGCGCAGGAGAAAGCCGCCCGCGAAAAAGUGGCGUAUCUCGGAGGCUAA
This is a messenger RNA of Trypanosoma rangeli, 918 nucleotides long. RefSeq names its product putative kinesin. The record is from RefSeq and is a predicted model, not a curated record. Gene Ontology annotation, biological process: intraciliary transport involved in cilium assembly. Bases 1 to 918 code for a protein of 305 amino acids. The transcript has a single exon. Lineage: Eukaryota; Euglenozoa; Kinetoplastea; Trypanosomatida; Trypanosomatidae.